Racocetra persica is the source of this 375-nucleotide messenger RNA. The record is from the annotation of a GenBank genome assembly. NCBI's taxonomy places the organism in Eukaryota, Fungi, Glomeromycota, Glomeromycetes, Diversisporales, Gigasporaceae.
AUGGCAAAUCAAAUGAAUAAAGGAAAGAAGCAACAAUUAACCUAUUGUAUUGAGGAGUUUGUAUGCUUAGCUGUUCUAAAAAUCGAUCAUUUUAGUGUUGAUCAUCUAAAUAUUCUAUGCAAAAUAAUAAAUAAGACUGAUAAUAAUCGAUAUCAACUAGGAGCAAGAUUUAGAAUUAUUGAAACUUAUUAUUUAGUUAGAGAACUAGAGCCUCUGGGUCUUACUACCUUUUCUGAAUUAGAUAUAAUUCUAUCUAAUAAGAUAUCAGUAAGAGAAGUUGCUCAACUUCAAAGUGCUAGAUUAGUUUUAGAUGAAUUGUGCAACUGUAAAAGCUAUUGUGUUAAUAGUAGAUGUUAUUGUAAAAAGGCUAGAUAA